Paramecium octaurelia is the source of this 274-nucleotide messenger RNA. Lineage: Eukaryota; Ciliophora; Oligohymenophorea; Peniculida; Parameciidae. The record is from the annotation of a GenBank genome assembly.
AUGAAUUCAUAUUUAAUCAAAUUAAGAAAAAGAUUUGAUUAAUAUUUAUAUAGUUUGUUUAAAGGCCCUAGAGAUCAAGCCUUGGUCUCAAAAAGGGGUAAAAUAUAUAUUUAUCUAAGCCAAACUCCAGAGGGGAUUGAGAAAGCAAAAGUCAUCAAUCUAUUAGACUGCUCUAAAAAAAAGGGACCCUUACAAUUCAAAUUUUCGAAAGUGCUUUCUUGACAAGAAAAUGCUUCUUAGGAGAUUGUUUAAAAGUUCUGAGUAUAAAAUCUGA